AUUUUUUUUUUAGAAAAAGCCUAGCUGAAUCUGAAGCCCCACCACAGCCCCCAGCUCGCUCUCACACUCUCGUCUCUAACGGCACACCACAGACACACAGGCAGAGCUGGGAGCUCGCCUCGGUUCACGGACACUGCAUGCUCGCCGACGUCGCUGCGCCUCUCGCCGGAUCCUCCGCGUCGUGUGCUCCUCUCUCCUCCGUCUGAGCUCGGCUGCUCGCGCGUCUCUCGCCUCCGCGUCUGCUCGAGCGCCUGCUUGUGUCGUCGCCACGCCUCCCUCGCCUCUCUCCCUCCUCACGUCUCUGCUCGACUUUGCUUCCUGCUCGCGUCUCACCGCGCCUCCCCCGCCUCUCCUCCGUCUCUGUGGGUGGUUGUUGCUGCUCGUCCCUCAUCGUCUGUGCCUCCGUGGUUGUUGCUGCCUGCACGCUGCCGUGGGUCGUCCACCUUCUGGAAUUGAUUCUGCCUCUGCAACAACAGCUACAGGAAAGCAAACAAGCAUCAAGAAGAAGGAUAUAGAGACACGUGUAGCUCCAUUCUGGAUUUUAAGGAGAUAAAAAAAAGAGUGAAGUCUGAUGAAUAUGUUGAAGCAAGCAGUCGGAAGAAUUUGGAAAAGCAGCAGUGGUUAUGCUUCAGAAGAAGGAACAAAAAUUUUGGCUUGGAGUUAUGUUCCUUCGUUCUAUUUCCACAAUACACAAGCUCAUACAGCACCUAGAAGCUUUUUCGGUGUUGAGGAUUUCCUUGAUGAUGACAGCAGCAAACCUUACACUUACCAGAAAGGGAAGAAAUCAAAGAAUCCGGAUAAACAUGUAUCGUUCAAACAAAGAACUGUUGCAUACAUGGAGCCUUUUACCCUUGAUGUGUUCAUCUCAAAGCGUUUUGUGUCGGCUUCGCUCACCCAUAGAGUGACAAGCAAACAGGUUGCAGUUUCUGGUACCAACUCCAAGGACAUAAAAGCUGUUCUUAAAUCUCGUUCAGACAUACCAGCUUGCAUAGCAAUUGGAAGGAUUUUGGCCGAAAGAGCAAGAGAAGCUGAUGUUUACACUGCCUCUUAUACUCCAAGGGAUAGGGAUAAAUUUGAAGGGAAAAUCAGAGCUGUAGUUCAAUCACUUAUUGAUAAUGGGAUUGAUGUCAAGGUUUAUCUUGAUUGAGUUAUUAUUUAUUAACAUCUAUUUGAGCAAAACUUGCCAACUAAAUUAUUGAGAUUUUAGUUAGGGAUGUAGGUUUGGUAAAGUUUUUUAAAGAGGUAUAAAUAUUUUUUGUGUUUG
Arachis ipaensis is the source of this 1264-nucleotide messenger RNA. RefSeq lists its product as uncharacterized. Gene Ontology annotation, molecular function: 5S rRNA binding; structural constituent of ribosome. The record is from RefSeq and is a predicted model, not a curated record. Gene Ontology annotation, biological process: translation. Lineage: Eukaryota; Viridiplantae; Streptophyta; Magnoliopsida; Fabales; Fabaceae. Gene Ontology annotation, cellular component: ribosome.